UAGGGUGUAGACUGCUAACAUGGCCAUCUACACUGCAUCGUGAGCACGAGACGUGUCUAUUCCUGUGUGCAGCUGUGUGGCUCAGUGCAGACAAUGGCCUCCAGCAGUGUGGUCCCCAGCCCUGCCAGCAGAACCCUUUUUUUUUUUUUUUAAGAUUUUAUUUAUUUAUUUGACAGACGGAGAUCACAAGUAGGCAGAGAGACAGGCAGAGAGAGAGAGAGAGGAGGAAGCAGGCUCCCCGCUGAGCAGAGAGCCCGAUGCGGGGCUCGAUCCCAGGACCCUGAGAUCAUGACCUGAGCCGAAGGCAGAGGCCCCAACCCACUGAGCCACCCAGGUGCCCACCAGCAGAACCCUCUUUAUGGGGGUGCCAAGGAGACCCUUCCAGAAAGCUCAGGCUGACAGGCAGGGGUUGCUGGGCAUAUGGAGCUGCCACCCAAGAGGGGCUCCUCCCGUCCUCCUAGUCCCUCGAUCAUACCUUCAACACAAAACAAGGCUGCGACCCACUGAAGGCAGUGUGGGUCCUUGUCACGUUGUGGCUGAACGCUGGGUCACUGUUCACCUUCGCCGGCUUCCAGCAGCGGCCCUGCCCUGCCUCCUCGCUCCCCGCUCUCCCUCCCCCGCCUCCCCUCCUGCUUUUGUAGAAGGCUGCCUGGAAGCAAGAUUUCUCCUUCCAUAGCCCCCUUGCCAGCCUGCCCAGGCCCUUUGCCCAUCCAGCCCGCCUCACUGGAUCCCUUUGGUUAGUCCUGGAGACUGAUUAAGACCAGGAGCAGCCAGGGGUCAAGUGCCGCAGCCAGGGGUGGCUGCCUCCCACCAUUCAGGCUGCGAGCUUCCUGGCCAGCGAGGUCAGCUGCCUGCUGAGCCCCCUCCUGAGAUGACACAGGCCCCACCCUUCCUCCUCCUCAGCCCGGCCAUUUGGCAGCUGAAAAACUGGAGGUUUGGAGAGAGUAAGACAUUUGACAAGAGACCCACUCCAGCGACUAGCUCCUCGGGGACGCUGGGGUUUGAACCCAGGUCUGGGGCAGGUCCGCCUGCAGCUCUGAGACCUCCAUCCCUGCACCCAGAUCUGCAAUCGCGUCGCCAAGAGGUGGGACCGAUCUUCCUGCAAACCUGAGGGGGUGUGUUGUGAGGCUGGCGCGCAGGCAGAAAAGGGGCCGCCGCGUCCAGAAAACCCUCGGAGUGGCAGCACCAGCUUGCCGCCCCAGCUCCCCGCGUCCCCCCAACCGUGCCCCUUACUCCCUGGCGCCCCCCCCCCACCCCCGCCGCCCAGCUCACCAAAUCCCAGCCCCCGCUCCCCGGCCGGCCUCGCCUUCUCCCCGCUCCCCGACUCUCUCAACCCCGAGGUCCCCUCUGCUCCCCAAAUCCCCGGCGCCACUCCCGGACUGCAUGGCCUGGUUGGGCGCGCUGCUCCUGGCCGCCGCCCUGGGCGCGCUGCUCAGCUUCGCACUGCUGGCGGCCGCCGUGGCCAGCGACUACUGGUACGUCCUGGAGGUGGCGGACGCCGGCAACAGCACCGGGCGGGCCGCGCGGCUGUCCUCGCACUCGGGGCUCUGGCGCGUCUGUGAAGGGCAAAACAGCUGCAUCCCCCUGAUCGAUCCCUUUACCAGCGGGAACCUGGAUGUCCCCACCUCAGUGCAGCACCUCAUCUCCCUGCACAGAGCUGUCAUGGUGACCCUGCCCCUGAGCCUCGUCCUCGUCGUGUGUGGCUGGAUCUGUGGCCUCUUGGGCUCCCUGACGCGGAGCGUGGUCCUCCUCCUCUUCACCGGCUGCUACUUCUUGUUAGGAGGUGCCCUGACCCUGGUAGGGGUCAGCGUCUACAUCAGCUACUCCCACCUGGCCUUCGCCGAGACUGCCCGCCAGUACGGCCCCCGGCACGUGCAGGACAUCCGCAUCAGCUUCGGCUGGUCUCUAGCCCUGGCCUGGGGCUCCUGCGCCUCUGAGGCACUCAGCGGCUUCCUCCUGCUCGUGGCAGCCCGAGCCCUCAGCCUCAGCCGGCAGCCGGGGGACCCCCACUCUGUGGUCAUCUGAGUCCCAGAGGGGCAAGUGGCAGGGGCGGAGGACACAGUUUCCCUUUGCAUCUGCAGGCCUGGCUGGAGAUCUUGUUGGGAGGGGCACCUGCGGGGUGGGGGACUGGGAGCAGAGCCAAGGAGCCAGGUUCCUGUUGCCUGGCAAAGCCGGAUGUUUUGGGGGCCCCCUGCCCAGUUUAUGCCCUUUAGGGACUAACUGGUGUGAAUGAGAAAAGGGAGUCCCAGAAGAGUCAGCAAGUGACCCAAAGGAACGUUAACGGGGUCGGGGUGGGGGUGCUGCAGGUUCCCGGUGCUCAGCAGGUCCCCUUGCCUCUCGAGGACAUGGCCUGCCCUCGCCCUCCCCCAGCAGCCCUGGUGUGCCCCGCGGUCCUCCUUCCUGGGGCCCCGGGGCAGGUUGCAGGAGCUGCCCGCUGUGCUGGGGAGGAGGGAGUGUGGAGUUAGGCGCCGAGCCCAGUGUCACCCGCGCAUUUGUGUGUCCCGUCCUCCGGUCGCCCUUCACGCUAGCGACCUUCACCCGUUUUACAGAAGGGGGCUCCGAGGUCCAGACCACCCCGGAGCACGGCGGCAGGGCCAGACGCCCCUCCAGGCUGGCGGGCCUCCCAGGCCUCUGUUCAGUCCCCUGGCUCGAGGGCAGGUGUUGGCGGGGAGGAUCCUGGGCUGGGGGAGGGGGGGGGAGCCCGGAGUCUCCUGGGAUUUGCAAGGGCAGCUGAGUGGGCCGGACACACCCUGCCCCUCCCUGGUCUCGGGCCUCCGUCCUUGUCCUGGGGCGUUGCUGCUUUUGCUGGACCCCAUCCUCCCAUCUGCAGCCCCCCGGGGGCGGGGGAAUGUCUGUG
Mustela lutreola (European mink) is the source of this 2857-nucleotide messenger RNA. RefSeq names its product transmembrane protein 235 (gene TMEM235). Gene Ontology annotation, cellular component: apical plasma membrane. NCBI's taxonomy places the organism in Eukaryota, Metazoa, Chordata, Mammalia, Carnivora, Mustelidae. The transcript has 4 exons. The record is from RefSeq and is a predicted model, not a curated record. Bases 1384 to 2025 code for a protein of 213 amino acids.